UCUGAAGUGGGAACAACGUGUUGCCUACUUUCAGUCUGAGAAUUAAUUUCAUACGUGGAAGAACACAACAAAAAGAAAUGGAAAAUCUGCAAGACAUUUAAUGAUGAAAUAGGCUCAGUUCUCAUGAUUUUUCUCAUAUGCUUCUCCUCAAGCCAUGGAUGAAUACAGCUGCUUUGUGGAUUGGGACAAAAUGGAUGUUACUGUCCAGAGCCAGGAUGCAAAGGACCUAACCUGCACGGAGUUCCAGGAACUCAAGCAGCUGGCCCGACAAGGCUACUGGGCCAAGAACCAUUCUCUGAGAGCCAAAGUGUACCACAAGCUAAUUAGCAAUAUCCCAUGCCGCACAGUGACCCCGGACGCAAAUGUUUACCGUGACAUUGUUGUGAAGGUUGUUGGAAAGCGUAACAGUAACUCCCUGCCACUACCAGAGUUUGUUGACGACAGCCUCGUCCCUACGUACUGCUUGAAUGCUGAAGGCAUUGGGGCAGUCAGGAAGAUUAUUUUGUGCAUUGCAAAUCAGUUCCCAGACAUAUCGUUUUGCCCAGCACUGCCUUCUGUGAUAGCUUUGCUCCUUCACUACAGCAAGGAUGAGGCAGAGUGUUUUGAACAGGUUUGCCGCAUCCUUGCUUGCAAUGACCCUUCUAAGCGGCUCAUUGAUCAGACAUUCCUAGCCUUUGAGUCCUCGUGCAUGACUUUCGGGGACCUGGUUAACAAGUACUGUCAGGCAGCACACAAGCUGAUGGUGGCAGUGUCUGAGGACGUGUUAGAGGUAUACUCGGACUGGCAGCGGUGGCUCUUUGGAGAGCUGCCCAUGGCAUACAUUGCUCGGGUCUUUGACGUGUUUCUGGUGGAGGGCUACAAAGUUCUCUAUCGUGUUGCACUGGCUAUUCUGAAAUUUUUUCACAAAGUCAGAGCUGGGCAGCCCAUGGAGUCUGACAGCAUACAGCAGGAUAUUCGAGCUUUUGUGAGAGACGUUGCGAAGUCAGUGUCUCCAGAGAGGCUUCUGGAAAAAGCCUUUGCUAUCCGCCUUUUCUCACGGAAGGAGAUCCAGCUGCUGCAGAUGGCCAACGAGAAGGCUUUACAGCAGAAGGGCAUCACAGUCAAACAGAAAAGUGUGGCAUCUCCAAAAAGGUAGGCUCAAACACUCGGAUCUUUGCGCUUUGCUCGCUUCUUCUGUCUUUGAAUGGCUGGUCAUUUUUUUCUAAUCCUGUCAUUAUUGCUAAUGCUGGGGCAAGAGAAGCAAGGCAGCAAUUACAGCAUCAGAUUGCUGCAUAACAUCUACUGAAUAUACUCUUGCAAAGUUAGUUCAAAGCACCUGCAGAGUUCUAAGAUGGGGGGAAUGGGCACAGCUGGUCAACACAGCAUUUUAUUUUACAGCAAUACAAGUCUGUAUUUUUCAGGACAGAAAAGCUUGAUGUUAAUGAUGGGAUUUAAGUUAUCACUGCACUGGAAGAAAAAUUGUGUGGGUGUUUUGUUAGUUUUGUUUAAAAAAAAAAAAAAGGCGACAUCCUCAGAGUUAUAAGGUACUGUUUCAUGUCCAAGCCUGGUAUGAGCUGUUGCAGUUUAUGUAAGACAUGCUCAAUUAUUUCCUACUUUGCAAGCUUUCCGCAACUAAUUGGAAAGAUGUUGGACUGAACCCAAUUUGGCACACUCCUACAAGUGACUUGUCUCAAUUUAUACUAUGUUGUAUUUACUUUUAUGUGGGUAGUUUUUUCGAAGAGGCAAGAUGACUUUUUGCUUGUGUGUCAAGGUCAGAGUUACUCAGCCAUAUAGCAUUAGUGGUUAAUCCAGUCAUUCAUCAAGUCUUGGCCUGAAAAGCAUUUCUUAAAGAACAAAAACUAGUGGAUUGUAACACCUGAUAAGCAGAGAAAGAAUAAAGACUGCCCUGUGAUUAGUACCACAGAUGUAUGGGUCUAAAUUAAUGCUUUUGAGACAAGUUUUCUGGCCUUGUUGCAGGUGCCGUGGGUGAACUUUAGUGAGAGAUGCACACCAAAGCUUCCGUUGGGAGCACUUUUUGAUGGGAGAAGUUGGUGCUGUACGUGUUUUUUGGGUCCCAAUUAGGGUUAGGCUCAGUGUUCCAGUUAGGGUUACAUUUAGGGUUGUUUGGAAAGAGAGAAGGCAUAGAGUCCUCUCACCUGCUGCCUCACUGCGGACAUCGCAGGGUCCCCAUCACAGCAGGUACCACAGCAGCUGUUUCUCCUGGUCCCAAAGGUGUUUAACUCCAUCACACAGGUUAAUUCCAGCAGCUUGACUCCAUCACACAGGUUCCCCUACAGUCACCUUCCUAAAUGAUUUCAAUAUCUUGACAAACUGUGGCUCUUUCCCCAUUAGCUGUUCUACCUGCGCGUCUCCAGGGCACGGAAGAAUUGCCACUAGCAGCACAUUUCUGCCAGUGAAAGUGAAGCUGUGUGGCACAGGGAACAAGCUCGCAUCCCUGCCGGCACCGGCCCAGAGCCACCCCCUCCACCCUCCAGGUCCCCUGGAAAACAACUAGCGGAAGAGGUGAUGGGAUUCUCCAGAGUUUAUUAUUUAAAAAAAAAAAUGGAUGAUUUAUGGGAACAAACAAUCUCCAAGAUGUUUAGAGCUGCAAACUACUGCUUGGAGAAGGCCCUGAAGGCGGGAGGAGCUCUGCCGGAAAUGCUGCGUGCUGCAGUCGGGCAGCUGAGGAGAGCUGAGCUCAGAACGUCUCAGCCCACACGCAGCAAAGCCCCGGGAACCUCGCUCCUUCAGGUUCCACCACGGCUGUUCCACAGCAGAACACACCACCCCUGUCCCUGCCCCUACGCUCUGGCAGGAGGCUCGGGGGACUCAGAGCGUAAAGAAACAAGCGGUGCUGUGAAAAUCAGAAGGAACAGCGAGAAAAGAUGGGGCCCAGGAGCACAGGACAGAGGAACACAUUCACACGGGUGGCUCUGAGGUUCUCCUCCAGCAGGUCCUGCUGUCGCAGGAAGCCUCCAGACACUCACAGCAGGAGCCUGGCUGAGUCCUCGGAGCCUCUUCCUCUUCCAGAGGCCGCUUGUGCCCUGCAGGCAGGGGACAGGUGAAGUGAGGAGGGUCACCGAGCUGGGUCAGCCUUGGUCACCAGCCCCUGCGCUUAGCCCAUAGCAGGUUCUUUAAAACCCUUUGGUGAGGAACCUCACAGAUGCAGGUGAGGACAGGGAUCACACCGCCCCACAGUGACCAGCGCGCCUCUCCCCGUGGCCAGGAGCAUGCGUCCUGCGCCAGACAGUGACAGGAACAGGGCCCAGCUUCUGCUUUCCAUCAGUAAAUCACCUCGAGCCUGGGAUUUUAGGAUGCCAUAGCAAGCGGAGCAGCUACACUAACUACUUACUACAGCAGAUGGGAGGGAGGGAGAAAAAAAAAAAAAAAGAAAUAGCUGCAAUUGCAGUCAGCUGAAG
Messenger RNA from Cygnus olor (mute swan), 3398 nucleotides. Its product is annotated as TBC1 domain family member 24-like. The record is from RefSeq and is a predicted model, not a curated record. The transcript has 3 exons. Lineage: Eukaryota; Metazoa; Chordata; Aves; Anseriformes; Anatidae. Bases 155 to 1135 code for a protein of 326 amino acids.